Molecule: messenger RNA, 1188 nt
Organism: Aspergillus nomiae NRRL 13137
Lineage: Eukaryota; Fungi; Ascomycota; Eurotiomycetes; Eurotiales; Aspergillaceae
Product: putative meiosis-specific topoisomerase Spo11
Exons: 5
Coding region: 1-1188 (395 amino acids)
Biological process (GO): meiotic DNA double-strand break processing; reciprocal meiotic recombination; meiotic DNA double-strand break formation
Cellular component (GO): nuclear chromosome
Molecular function (GO): ATP binding; DNA binding; DNA topoisomerase type II (double strand cut, ATP-hydrolyzing) activity
Source: RefSeq, a predicted model, not a curated record
AUGGAGUUAGACCUUCCUCAAGACAAUGAUAUGUCAACUUCCCUGCGACUAGUCAAGCGAUACGUCAACGAGACUCUGGCAUCUGCCCUUGACGAACUAUCCACACCAGAUGGCCGACCAACCAUAACACUCAAACGAAGAUCACGGAAUGUGUCACUUUUCAUUAGUCCCACAAGUAGAGCUCUUGAAAGCAACGGAGCAGACACAUAUAUCACCUAUUCCUGGCCCGGCGCAAACGCCUUCGAGGCAUGGAAAUUCAGUAUAUACAUCAUUCUAUUGGCAACACUACCAAGGGUCCUUGUACUGAUCGUUAUGACAAUAGCCAUUGUCUUUCGAGUUCUUGCAGUCGUUGCAGAUGCUAUUGACACAGGUUUAUUAGUUUCUAAAAGCGACCCGGUCUGCUUUGGGACACAGAAAGUUGUUGAUGCAAUCAUCGAUGAUCUGGCCUACACCAUCGGAGUUGACAGAUCCGCAUUGAAUAUUGAAGCGGCUGCAAAAGGGCUUGUGACGGGCUAUUGUAGCCUUCUAACCAAAUAUGGGGAGACAAUGGAUCUUAGAUUACCUGACAAGGACUGUCUAGUACCAAGUUCCCAAGACAACGGUGAAAUUGACAUCUCAGAUGCUAGCUGGGUCUUGAUCAUCGAGAAAGAGGUGCUACAAUUGCCCCAUAAUCUCGUUACGAAUACUCACCUAGUACACAGGCCAUAUACCGUCGACUUGCAAGAAGUAAUUAUCAUACUAGAGCGGCCGCAGGAAGAGGGAUUCUCAUCACUAUCAGACAAAAUCCUACCUUUCUAUGGUCUAGUUGACAGCGACCCCGACGGCAUGGCUAUUAUGUCAACAUACAAGUACGGCUCAAUGGCACAUACGAACCAGAAUGGAAGAUUGAACAUUCCUUGUCUCUGUUGGUUGGGCCUCCGAACGUCCGAUGUCGUAUCUGGAGCACCGAGCAACGACGACGGGGCUUUGAUUAGAUUGACGGCACGCGACAGAAAGAAGAUCAUGACCAUGUUGUCGAACAGCCCUGUAUGGGCAGCCGAAGGACCCGAACUGGAAUGGCGUGCGGAGCUGCAACAAAUGCUCAUGCUGAACCUGAAAGCUGAGAUCGAGAUACUUUAUGAUUGGGAUGGAGGACUGGAGGGAUGGAUUGAUCAAAAGAUGGCAGGUUUCUCUCCAUCGGAUAACUAG